Messenger RNA from Rodentolepis nana, 1302 nucleotides. NCBI's taxonomy places the organism in Eukaryota, Metazoa, Platyhelminthes, Cestoda, Cyclophyllidea, Hymenolepididae. The record is from the annotation of a GenBank genome assembly.
AUGACAGGAGCAAUUACUGUCCUUAUAACUGGCGCUGCUGGCCAAAUUGCUUAUAAUCUUUCCAGUAUGAUUGCUAACGGCAAUCUCUUCGGAAAGGAUCAGAAGGUCAUUCUUCACCUUCUUGAUAUCCCGCAGGCCGCUGAAGCCCUUAAGGGCGUUGUAAUGGAACUUCAAGACUGUGCCUUCAAUGUUCUUGAAAAGGUGGUGCCUACAUGUGACCUCGAAGAGGCAUGCAGAGAUAUUGAUGUUGCAUUUAUGGUGGGUGCUAUGCCACGUAAACAAGGAAUGGAACGUCGUGAUCUCCUCUCCGUCAAUGUCAACAUUUUCAAACAGCAAGGACAAGCUCUCGAUAAGUACGCCAAGAAGUCCGUCAAGGUUCUGGUUGUCGGUAAUCCCGCCAACACCAACUGUCUCAUGAUGAGCAAAUUUGCUCCUUCCAUUCCAAAGGAAAACUUCACCGCCCUUUCUCGUCUUGACCACAAUCGCGCGGCCUUCCAAGUUGCCAACAAAUCUGUAGUUCCCAAUGAGUGUGUGAAGAAUGUGAUUAUUUGGGGUAACCACAGCAACAAGCAAUUCCCAGAUCUUGCCCAUGCUGUUGUUUGCAAAGAUGGAAAGGAGCACAAUGCCAAGGCACUCAUCAAUGAUGAGGAUUGGGUGAAGAAAGUCUUCACCCCCUGCAUUCAGAAUCGUGGUGCUGCCGUCAUCAACGCAAGAAAACUCAGCAGUGCUACUUCAGCUGCCAAGGCUGUUGUCGAUCAAAUGAGAGAUUGGUGGUUUGGUACCAAGGAUGGUGAGUGGGUCUCCAUGUCCGUCUAUAGUGAUGGAACCCACUAUGGUGCUCCAAAUGAUAUCUACUUCAGCUUCCCAGUCACUAUCGAUGCACAGGGACAUUACAAAAUCGUUGAUGGUCUUUCCAUGGACGAUUGGAGUAAGGAACAAUUCAACAUUUCUGGUGAAGAGUUGAAGGAAGAGAGAGCAGCUGCCCUUGAAACCUGCAAAUACAAACAUCUAUUUAAGAUGACCUUUACUGGUCCAAUUACUGUUCUCAUCACUGGCGCUGCUGGCCAAAUCGCCUAUAAUCUUUCCAGCAUGGUAGCAAACGGCAAUCUGUUUGGUAAAGACCAAAAAGUUAACCUCCAUCUUCUUGAUAUUGAGCCCGCUAUGACAGUUCUCGAGGGCGUUGUGAUGGAACUUCAAGAUUGUGCCUUUAGUGUUCUUGAGAAGAUUGUUCCAACCUCCAAUCUUGAAGUAGCUUUCAAAAACAUUGAUGUUGCAUUUAUGGUGGGUGCUAUGCCACGUAAA